Selaginella moellendorffii is the source of this 2122-nucleotide messenger RNA. RefSeq lists its product as uncharacterized. Gene Ontology annotation, biological process: lipid metabolic process. The coding region runs from base 24 to 2051 and encodes 675 amino acids. The transcript has 12 exons. The record is from RefSeq and is a predicted model, not a curated record. NCBI's taxonomy places the organism in Eukaryota, Viridiplantae, Streptophyta, Lycopodiopsida, Selaginellales, Selaginellaceae.
GAUGGGAGAGUAGAAGCGCGCAAAUGGAGGAGACGGAUUCUCCAGCGAAGACAUGGGGAGACGUGAUUACAUCGUCUUGGCGCCGGAAAUCCUCGACUGAAGCUAAGGCCGAGGCUGAACCAAGUGAGUCUGAAUCGACAAGCCAAGAACAAAUCACAAGCAAUGAAGCUGGAGGAGGAGAUAUCCGUGAUUCUGCGAGUAAGUCCCUGCAAGAAGAAAAAGAGAACGAAGAUAAAGCGGGGGAGAGUGGAGAAGCUCCAGCAAAAACAUGGGGAGACAUGAUCUAUCCUUCGACUUGGAGACGUAAAUCUAGAGACGACUCGGAGCUUACGAAAGAAGUGUUACAAGAGGAGCCCAUUCCAAAAAACCGGCCACGUGAUGAGAAACUCAAGGGGAAAUCCGAUGGCACCAAAGAUGCGAACCAGGUGCCUGCGAAAACGUGGGGAGAGAUGAUCCAUCCCGCUCUUGCUUGGAGGAGGAAGUCCAAAGAUGGUACUGAGCCAAGUGAAGCUGUGGAAGCAGCAGCGCAAGAAAUUGAUGACUUAGAGCUCAAAGAAACUAGUGACGAUGUUCCUCGAGCAGCAGAAGGCACGCUUACUGCUGUAGCAGCAAGCAUAAAGAGAAGCAUUGCUGGCAUGAGUCGAUGGAGCAUGGCAGAUCUUACGCUGGGUCUGUAUAAAUUGUCUGGUCGACAUGCUCUUGAGGGUGCUGCUGACACCAUCAAUGGCUCCCGUGUUUCGUCUUUGGAAGAGCUUCUAGAGAUCCAACAUUGGUUUGGGUGGGCGUUUGCUGCCUAUAAGAAAAGCAAGGAGAAGCUUGCCAAAGACUUGAAGAUAGAAGAGACGCAAAUUAUUAAGCAUGUCUUUACUUCUGGAGUUUUAAAGCCUGCGUAUUUUAUUGCUGUUGAUAAUGUUAGACAUUGUGUAGUGAUCAGCAUCCGGGGAACUUUGGCUGCUACAGAUGUUUUGACCGAUUUGAAUCCUCACAGUGAGAAAUUUGAGGGUGGAUAUGCUCAUUCCGGAAUGCUUGCUGCAGCUCGCUGGCUUAUGGAUAAUGAAACUACUUGUUUGAGAGAUCUUCUUGUGGCAAAUCCGGAGUACCGUUUUGUUCUUGUCGGGCAUUCCCUGGGUGCUGGAACAGCCGCAUUGCUUUGCAUGCUCUUGCGGGACUGUGAUGGUGGAAGCGUAGGACCUCUUUCGAGGCUUGGCAUACCUCCUUCGUGGAUUACAUGCUGGGGUUAUGGAUGCCCUCCUUGCGUCGAUAAGAGGCUAGCUGAAGAAGCGGGUUUCAUCAGGAACAUUGUUCUUCAGGACGAUGUCGUUGCUCGAAUAAGUCCUGGAGCUCUAGAAGACUUGCGAUCCGAAAUAUUGGGAACAGACUGGAGCCAGGCAUUUAAAGAUGGUAGCAAAGGGAAGAAAAUGUUGGAGCUGGCUCAGGGGACACUGCCAGGCGUGGCAAUGAAAUAUGGCCAGGCUGCCUUGGUGGUAGCAAGGUCAGGGGCUCUGGCCGGGACGAAGAUACACAAAGCUGCAAACUGGUUCACAGUUGGAAUGGCGGCAGCGGAGCUUCUGCGCUCGGCUUCGACAUAUAGAGGAGUGUCCACGACUGAAAACGGAGACGUAGAUGAUGACGUCGACGAGAAAGAUUCUGAAGUCGCAGCGGCAACCUUGGCAGCAAAUGUGGCUGAGACAGUAAAAGACCCGAAGGAAGCCAUGGAAAUGGAGAGACUCUACGUGCCGGGACUUCUCUAUCACAUUCUUCGCAAGCCACUCCAGCCCGAGCUAUUACUUGAAUCGGCAUUGCCAGCAGCAGCAUCAUCAGACGAUGAAAAUCAAAGGAGUGAGAGUCAAGAGACAAGCCGAAGAGCUAGCAAGAGCUCUCCCAAGCAAAAGACGAAGCAGCCCCAGUUCCAACACAUUGUUGUUCGCGGUGACGAUCCAACGUCGAGGUUUAAGAGGAUUGUGCUGUCCAGCACACUCUUGUCCGACCAUGGCUGCCAUCAGUACAAGGAAAGCAUUCAGGAUGCAGUUACAUGGAUAGAGAGCGAGUGAUUCUCGUGCGAUUAUAUAUAAGCGAUUCAGUGAUUUAUAAAUCAAUACCAAUGUUUGUGACGUUAACAAUA